UUAAGCUUUGCAAGCAACUACGAUUUCCCUGCUUUCCCUUCGUCCACCAUGACGCUGAAGUUCCCUUGGAUUUUUCUAAUCGUCGUUUGCUGUGGACUCAGCAAUGCUGCAGAUAACAGGAUGAACAUGUGUGUUUUCAAUUGCCAAACAACAGUCAGGCUUAUAAUAUCUCGGAACUUAAAGAUGAUCAACUCCAGCAACGUGAAAGAGGCGACGCCUGCCGAGAAGUUAUUUGGCAACAAUGAUGCAAUCAGUAGCGACUCUCCAUUCGCUCAGAAUCAUUUGUGCACAGGAUUUUGCAGAUAUAUGUUUCCAGAGCAGUUUCAGCCAGUGCAGGUGAACUUAGGUCCUCAGGAACUGAAUGCUGGAUUUGCGGGCCUGAACGCUGAUGAAAUAGAAAGCGUAGCAAGGGCACGAAAAUGGCGAGCUGCUGGGAAAGGGAAAGGCACCAGACGCAAGCGCAUACAGCCCAAACGGGGCAAGACUGGUGGGCUCUAAUAACCAGAGUUCAACUACGUGCUGAAAUACACUCUAACUAAAAUACUGUAAUCAACAUGAAACAUUAAUAAAAGACAAAUUGUUGA
Molecule: messenger RNA, 584 nt
Organism: Schistocerca gregaria
Lineage: Eukaryota; Metazoa; Arthropoda; Insecta; Orthoptera; Acrididae
Exons: 5
Coding region: 49-498 (149 amino acids)
Source: RefSeq, a predicted model, not a curated record